Messenger RNA from Aureobasidium pullulans EXF-150, 519 nucleotides. RefSeq names its product prefoldin subunit 6. Gene Ontology annotation, biological process: protein folding; chaperone-mediated protein complex assembly. Gene Ontology annotation, molecular function: protein-folding chaperone binding. NCBI's taxonomy places the organism in Eukaryota, Fungi, Ascomycota, Dothideomycetes, Dothideales, Saccotheciaceae. Gene Ontology annotation, cellular component: cytoplasm; prefoldin complex. The coding region runs from base 139 to 507 and encodes 122 amino acids. The record is from RefSeq and is a predicted model, not a curated record. The transcript has 5 exons.
AAGUGCCCGUUGCUUGCCGCACUUUCACUUCCCCACACAAUCAACACGCCGCUCCAAUCUUGCCUAUCCCGCCAAAUCCUCCCAAGCCAUCAGCGAAACAUACCCACCUGACCAACGCAGUCUCACAGCCAUCUCACAAUGGCUACUCCUGAACAGCAAAAGCAACUACAGGCUUUGUCUGAUGAAUACACCACCCUUCAAAAUGAAUUGCAGACCACUGUUGCCGCAAGACAAAAGCUGGAAUCUCAACAACAAGAGAACAAGGGUGUGAAAAGCGAAUUCGCAAACCUUGACGACGAUGCCAACAUCUACAAGCUUGUUGGCCCUAUUCUGCUAAAGCAGGAUGCAACUGAAGCAAAGAGUACCGUUGAUGGCAGAUUAGAAUUCAUCGACAAGGAAAUCAAUCGUAUCGAGAAGCAGAUUUCUGACAUCCAAGCCAAGAGCGAGGAGAAGAAAAUGGCCGUCUUUCAGUUACAGACGGAUAUUCAGCAAACCGGCCAAGCUUGAGAAUGAACAAAG